AUGUUGGAUCAAAUCGUGAACCUGGUCAUCCGGCCUCCUCGUGCGGAGUAUUCAGUACAGACAGACCUGGUGGGGCCGCUCUUUGCGCUCAGAAGAAGGCAAUACCGCCGCCAUGACCUUCAGCUUGUAAAUAGCCGAGGCCACGUACUAGAAUGCAGUCACUACAUGCCGGCCCACAUCCCGCCCAAUCAGAAGCUGCCAUGUGUCAUCUACUGCCAUGGGAACAGUGGCUGCCGUGCUGACGCCAGUGAAGCAGUGUUUGUGCUGCUCCCAUCAAACAUCACAGUCUUUGCUCUCGACUUCUCAGGCUCGGGAAUGUCCCAAGGGGACUAUGUCACGCUGGGGAGAUUCGAGAUGGAGGAUCUUACUACUGUGGUGGAUCAUCUAAGAGCGGAAGGCAGCGUGUCGCUCAUAGGCCUGUGGGGGCGGUCGAUGGGAGCUGUGACCUCGCUCAUGUACGCGGCAAAGGAUCUGUCUAUAGCGGGGAUGGUGCUGGACAGCCCGUUUUCCAACCUGCCCAACCUCAUUCUGGAGCUCGUGGACACCUUCAAAAUCAAGCUGCCCAAAUUCACGGUGAAGAUGCUUGUUUAUUACCUGCGGAAUCUGAUCAAGAAGAAGAUACCUGAUUUCGACAUCAACGAUCUAGAUGCCGUGGGAGUGGCGAAGACCAGUUUCAUUCCGGUGUUGUUCGGGCAUGCUUCGGGAGACACGUUCAUUCUGCCGCACCACUCACAGCAAAUACACGAGGCCUACGCGGGUGACAAGAAUCUGAUCACCUUUGCUGGGGACCACAACUCCCACCGCCCCAACUUCUUCUACGACUCGGCUGCCAUCUUCCUUCACAACGUGCUGCAGCCACCCCCCAUACAGGAACCCCCCGCCUCCUCCCUCUAUAAUCACAUCCCUGGGGGGUCUGAUGCGCAACAGCCAGUGCCGCGUGCUGCUUAUGGUGGUGCUGCGCUCACUGCUGCUGCUGGUGCCGCUGCUGUUGGUGGUGCUGGUGGUGGUGGUGGUGGGGUAUCAGGCAGGAGUACAAGAGCAGAUGUCCCUCCAAGUGCUGACGAGUUGAACCCUCCACACACCACCUACCAGCGCCCACCCCCCCUUGCUGAGUCGCCAGACGAGCUACUGAGCAGUGAGGAGUUGGCGCGCUUCAUGGCACAGUUUGCUGCCUCCGUGCCACCUGGAGAAGAGAUGGCUAUGAUGAGGAUGAGAUGCUUCAACAAGCCAUUGCCCUUUCCUUGCUCGAUAUACAAGAUCAAGAAGGGGGGUCCAGUGUUCAUGGAACGAACUCUAGUAGAUGAUGACCAUUAUGCUGCCUGGUGGGUAGAUAGCAUGAAUGGAUGUACCUAG
Closterium sp. NIES-65 is the source of this 1353-nucleotide messenger RNA. NCBI's taxonomy places the organism in Eukaryota, Viridiplantae, Streptophyta, Zygnematophyceae, Desmidiales, Closteriaceae. The record is from the annotation of a GenBank genome assembly.